AUGUCUCAUACUUUCGAGCCCAAUGUCGCCGCUGUCCUCCCCGUCAAACAAGGUCAACUAACCAUCCAACAACGUCCUGUCCCAACCCCCAAGGAAGGCGAACUACUAAUACGCAACGCAGUCGUCGCUGCAAACCCCUCAGACUGGAAAAUCCAAGCCCUAGGCCUGUCUAGCAACUUCCCAGCCGUACUUGGCAGUGAUCUCAGCGGCAUCGUCAUAUCCAUAGGACCAGGUGUAACACGCUUCAAACCCGGCGAUCGCGUCAUCGGCUUUGCCCUAGGUGUUAUAAGCGAAAACAUCGACAAGGCAGCGUUUCAGAGCUAUACUCUUCUCGAUGAGGUGGCCACGACUCACUUACCCGACAACAUCAGCUUUGAGGAGGGUUCUGUACUUCCCGUUGGUAUGCUCACUGCGGCUAUCGCGCUGUUCGACGGCCUCGGACUGCCAAUGCGCGAGAGGAUUGUUGAUGAGGAUGGAGCUAUUCUGGUGUGGAGUGGUGCUUCGGCCGUUGGUGUUUCGGCAGUGCAGAUAGCACACGCGCUGGGAUGGACGGUCUACGCAACGGCAAGUCCAAAGCAUGACGAAUGGCUCAAGACAUUAGGUGCAGCAGAGGCAUGGGACUAUCGUGACCCACAAGUCGCGCAGAAGAUAGCUGAAGCCUUGAAAGCUUCCGGAACAAAGAUCCGCGGCGUAAUUGAUGCCAGAGCUGAAGGCAGCUCCUUUGAUUCGGUUGCGGAGAUACUCAACGCAGCUGAUCUAACACCAGGAUGCAAAGUUAGUGCGCUGAUGCCGUGGCCGGAAGAAACGUUGCUGCCAGCUGGGAUUGAAGGACACCAUACCAACUGCGUGGGGUUCACAGACAACUAUCCAGACAUCGCAACCUGGGUUUUCGGCGGCUGGUUGUCCAAGGCACUCAAAGACGGGAGGAUCAAGCCUGCGCCGAGGGUUCGUGUUAUCGAAGGCGGAUUGGAAGCGACACAGGAGAUGCUGAAUCUUCUCAGAGCUGGGGCAAGCGGUGAGAAGUUUGUCUUGAAAGUUUAG
Messenger RNA from Fusarium odoratissimum NRRL 54006, 1041 nucleotides. RefSeq lists its product as uncharacterized. The record is from RefSeq and is a predicted model, not a curated record. The transcript has a single exon. Gene Ontology annotation, molecular function: oxidoreductase activity, acting on NAD(P)H. The coding region runs from base 1 to 1041 and encodes 346 amino acids. Lineage: Eukaryota; Fungi; Ascomycota; Sordariomycetes; Hypocreales; Nectriaceae.